Molecule: messenger RNA, 1837 nt
Organism: Oxyura jamaicensis (ruddy duck)
Lineage: Eukaryota; Metazoa; Chordata; Aves; Anseriformes; Anatidae
Gene: MSRA
Product: methionine sulfoxide reductase A
Exons: 7
Coding region: 544-1128 (194 amino acids)
Biological process (GO): cellular response to oxidative stress
Cellular component (GO): cytoplasm
Molecular function (GO): peptide-methionine (S)-S-oxide reductase activity
Source: RefSeq, a predicted model, not a curated record
UCCACCUUCAGGAUGGGCGAAUCGGCCUCCCGGCUGCCCCUCGAGGGAGAAGCGCUCCCCGGCAGGAGCCAGCGCGUCCCGGUGGCAGAGCUGCACAUCCAGCUGUCAAACGCUGCUCCCAAGACAACACCGCCCCAAUGAAAAAAAACCUUGCGCUUCCUUAUCACCUCUAACUACACCACAGCAUGAAGGACUACGUCAUUCAUCAGUAAGCCCUCUCCAAAAAAAAGGGAAGAAAAAUAAAAAAAAAAAUCAAAGAAUCCCUUGCCGAAUCCCCGGAGCUCCUCACCGGCUACUUAGCAUGCUUCUCACGGGCGGCCGUGCGUCGACACGAAGCGGCGCCGCACAAAGCGGCACCCCCAGGACUGCGCCGGGGCUGGUGCGCAGGAAGCUCUCCCCGGGGUUUCUCCUGGCAACAGCGCGGGUUGCUGGGAGACAGAAUUACUGAAAUGGGAGAAACUUUCCCCAACUGGCAGCCUCUUGAAUGCAAAUCAGGCUUGAAGGAGACUCCUCUUGCCGACAACCGCAAUUUCCCUCGCUGAAAUGAAAAAUGAAUCCAGAGAUAAACAUCAUGUCAAUGGAAACAGAAUGGUAGAACCUUUCCCAGAGGGAACACAGAUGGCUAUAUUUGGUAUGGGCUGUUUCUGGGGAGCUGAGAGGAAGUUUUGGAGACAGAAGGGAGUCUACUCCACUCAAGUGGGUUAUGCAGGAGGGUAUACUCCGAAUCCUACCUACAAAGAGGUCUGUUCAGGUAAAACUGGUCACACAGAGGCUGUACGAGUAGUAUAUCAGCCAGAAAACAUCAGCUUUGAGAAACUGCUCAAGGUCUUCUGGGAGAAUCAUGACCCGACACAAGGAAUGCGACAAGGUAAUGACUUUGGCACACAGUAUCGCUCGGCCAUCUACACAUUUUCUCAAGAACAGAUGGAAGCUGCCUUGAAAUCUAAGGAAGAAUAUCAAAAGGUAUUGACAGAGAGCGGUUUUGGGGCCAUCACAACAGAAAUCCGCGAGGCUCCGGAGUUUUAUUACGCCGAAGAUUACCAUCAGCAGUACCUCAGCAAGAACCCUGACGGAUACUGUGGCCUCGGGGGAACGGGGAUUUCCUGCCCGAUCGGGAUCAAGAAAUAGCCUCUGCUCAUACCACCGCCUCCACUUUGUUCUAGAGGGUUGUUUGGGAAAGGUCUGACAGCCCCGAUAUGUCUUCCAGUACGCCCACAGCAUCAGUGCAUAAAGAUUUGGGAACCCUGAUGGAGGGUGGCUUUCUGUAAUCUGAGCAGCUUCCAAUUCACUGGCAUUAAAAGCCAAAGCAGAGUCAGAAAUUGCACCUGUUGGCAAACACAGCUCCUUGCUCUGUGCAGUUCCCUGGGUUUCCCUGCAGUCUUGUAAUCUGGAGAGGAAAUAAACUUUUAAAAGUUUGGCUUGAAAUUCUGCUAAAGAGAUGAAUUAGGGGGUGGCUGCACCUGUUAACCACUUUGCAUAGCUACUGCUUAUAGACAUCCUUAUUUUCUUGCGUUAAUGAAUUUGCUCAUGCUGGAGCUUAGACUUCUGGAGACAUGGUUGGGCUCGUCUUUAACUAUCACAACCCCGUAGCUUGAUGUCUUUGAGAAUGGUAAAUUGAUAAGAUCCAUAAUUCUCUUACAAUUCCACUUUCACAGCAACAUGUAAUAUCACCUAUAGUGCCUAUUUUGGGGAGCAAUUUUAGUACAAAAAGAAAAAAAAAAGGUAAAAACUAUAAUGUGAUACUUCUUUUUUUGACAGUUCCAAAAAUGUAUAAACACAAAAAGAAAUCAAUUUUGUUUCCUGCACUACAAUAAAUUACAAAGAAAGGAGAGAAAAA